GGGCAUUGCCGAAUUAGCAUCGUGCCGAGGCACAACUUUUCCGAGGCCCAGCGAGAUCCAGGCGCGCGCCGGAGGAAAUAUAGUCCCUGCCGGCCGGCGGCUCGCGCUGACGGCGGCGGCAGUGGGGCGGCCGCGCGGGUGGCUGCGCGGGGCUCCCAGCGCCUGGGGGCCAUGCGCCGGGCCGCGCCAGCAGCCCAGGGACCCGGCGCAACUUGCAGGGCAGCCUGAGGAGUUGGGGUGGCCGCGGGCCCGGCGCCUUUCUUCCCCUUCGCCAGCCCCCCUCCCUUUAGGCCGUGGGGAAGGGGGAGCGUGUCCCCCUCCCCGGAGGACAGAUCCGCCCCGCCCGCUCCCGUCCCCGCAGGGCCGCGCAACUUCCCGGGAGCAGGGGCCAAAGUGAGCGCAAAGUGCUGCCCAAGUUGCCGGGAUGGAGCUGCAGAGCCGGCCCGAGGCGCUCGCCGUUGAACUCGCGCGCCACCAGAACGGCGACGUCAAGAAGCAGCUCCACGAAAGACAGCCGCGGAUCGCCGCGCUCAGCGACAAACCAGCUUUGGGAACCAUCACUGCAGUGCCUGUCACGGGUCCUCAGGUCAGCUCCUUGCAGAGGUUGGCCGGGCAAGGAGCAGCAGUGCUACCUCAGGUUAGGCCAAAGACUCUGAUUCCAGACAGCCUCCCUGUCACCCCAGGCCGGGACCGGCCACCCAAGCAGCCCCCAACAUUCCAGAAGGCCACCGUGGUCAGUGUCAAGAACCCCAGCCCAGCCCUCCCCACCGCCAACAACACCGUGAGCCAUGUGCCAACGCCCAGCAGCCAGUCCCAGGCACUCGCCGAGCCCGCCGCCCUCACCUCUCCUCUGAGCAGUGCUGGGGUGGCUUACGCCAUCAUCUCCACCGCCCCCAGCACCGCCGUGUCCGUGGUCAGCGACAGCAUCAAAGUCCAGCCCCUCCUCAUCAGUGCUGACAAGAAGGUCAUCAUCAUUCAGCCUCAAGUGCAGACGCAGCCCGAGAGCACGGCGGAGUCAAGGCCGCCCACGGAGGAGCCAUCUCAGGGAGCUCAGGCCACCAAGAGGAAGGAAGACCCGCCCCUGCGCCAGGAGGACCCCGAGAAAAUCGCCUUCAUGGUGGCGCUGGGCCUGGUGACAACGGAACACUUGGAAGAAAUCCAGAGCAAGCGCCAAGAGCGGAAGAGAAGAAGCACAGCCAACCCCACCUACAGCGGCCUCCUGGAGACAGAGAGGAAACGGCUGGCGUCCAACUAUCUCAACACCCCCCUGUUCCUCACAGCAAGAGCCAAUGAGGACCCCUGCUGGAAGAAUGAGAUCAGCCACGAUGAGCACUGUGCCACCUGCAAGCGCGGGGCCGAUCUGCAGCCCUGCGGCACCUGCCCGGGGGCCUACCACCUCAGCUGCCUGGACCCGCCGCUCAAGACAGCGCCCAAGGGCGUGUGGGUGUGCCCCAAGUGCCAGCAGAAGGCCUUAAAGAAAGAUGACAGUGUGCCCUGGACCGGGAUGCUGGCCAUUGUGCACUCCUAUGUCACCCACAAGACAGUCAAAGAAGAGGAGAAACAGAAGCUGGUGCAGAGAGGCAGCGAGCUGCAGGGUGAGUGCCGGCGGCUGGAGGAGCGGGACCAGCGCCUGGCCUCGGCGGUGAAGAAAUGCCUGGACCUGAAGACGAACCUGCUGGCCCGGCAGAGGGGCACCCAGUCGUCCUUGGACCGCCUGCGGGCCCUCCUGAGACUGAUUCGGGGUGAACAGAUGCUCCAGGUCACCAUGACGACCACCAGCCCCGCCCCACUGCUGGCCAGGCCCUGGACCAAGCCCUCGGCAGCAGCCAUGCACUCUGCCCUCCAGCACCCUCAGGGGCACAACUGACCCCGAGAGACCCAUCUUCACAGCCACGGAAAGUUACUGGGACCCUGCUCACAAGACCUGAGGGUUCUGUCAGCCUUAAUCCAUAAACACUAUGAAUUUCAAACAAAAAUAAAACCAGACAGAGACAGAGGACAAAGGGAGAAGGGGCUGUGUGGGAGUCCUAGAGCUGGGAUGGGCGGGUAUGGAGCCCUGCCCGCUCCCUUCCGUUCAGACGGGACACCAGGAAGCCCGUGGGGUGUGAGGGGCCCGGGCACACAGCCCCAGGGGUUGGGGGGCUGCCCAGGCCUCCAGCUUCUAGGUACAGCUGUCCCCAUGGCCUCAGCUGCCCCGCAGAGAGGGAAGGGCAGAAGUGUGGAGGUGUGGAGGGGCCAGAAGACUGGGCAGGGCUACUAGUGUCCUGCGGGAGGGGCAUCGAGACCCUGACACAUAGCUGAGCAUAGAGGUAGUUGGACAAGAAGUGGAUAGCAAUCUAGGUAGGACCCCGAGGGCCUCCCUCGCAGGGGCCCACUGGGGCUGGCCCAGGCCUGGGGUGUACCCAGCGCCUUCCCACAACCCCCGGCCCCUGCCUGUCAGUAUUAUUAGCAUUAAGAAUCAGAAAUGUUUACCUUGAAAGCAGCUCCGUGCUGCACGCUCCCAAGGGGCGCCGUUCUGUCCCCCUGCCUGGCUUCCGUCUGCCCCGAUGUCUUCGGAGCUGCCCCGCUGUGCCCCUCCUUCCAGCGGCUGAUCUUUCUGGACUCUCUGUGCCAUUGAUGUAUUGUUCUCGUGGAGUUCUUGGGCAAGGUGGAGCUGCAGCCAUGCGGGGAAGUCAUUUGGCAGGUUUUCUAUUUGGGGUUGAAUCAUUCCACUUAGGACUGAAGCCUUUUAUUUCUCCUUUCAAAGAGCCGAUGAAGUAUUCCGUUCCUCUUUUCUUGCCAGUACAGACACUAUGCCAAAAAAUAACUUGACAUUUUUGUAUGGUGUUUUUAUUGUAAGAUAUUCAAUGUGAAGCGGGGGGGGGACACUUGCUGACUUCUUUUCCUGCUUACAGGAGUCUCUGCUGCAAGGUACCAAGGGGGACCCCUCCGGGGGGCUGCCAAACUGGAGAGAUCCAGAGGGUUUUUUAAAAAAUGGGGUGAGGGUGGGGGAGGAAGGGCCAUAGCCUGUGGAGGGCUUGGCCUUGGGAAUGGAGGGCCUCUGUCCUUUCGUCUCCUUGAGCUGGUGAGAGCUGAGGGUGCGCAUGCCAUCCUGCGGGGGCCCAUGUGUCCCAGGGUGGGCCAUGCUGGCCCUUCACCCCCAGCAGCUUCUCCAGUCCCGAGGGACGCAGCACACAGGAUAAGCACCCCGGAGCCAUAGGGUUCCCACCCCCUGCAUAUCACAUGGUGCCGAACUGCAUGGAGUACACGUGUGCGUGUGUGCACGCAGCCCCCACCACCGCGUACACACACGCACACAGACAGGUGCAGAGCAAGGAGGCUGGCCAGAGUCCCACAGACUGCCACGGUCCCCUCUGUCAUUCUCACGACUCCGGGAGAAACUGUGCUGUCCGAUACAGAUCUAUUUUAAUACACCUAACACUGGGUUGAACAAGAUUUUUAUAUUCUUUUAUUGAAGAACAAAGUGAACUGUGAGACACAUGUCUUAUAUAUUGGCUACUCUAGAUGCCAGUUACGCAUUACCGCGUGGCUUGCCAUGUUCAUGUCUUCAGGUUCCUUUUUGUGGGUUCGUUUUCCUUGGAUGGGUUGAAUUCGGUUUUUUAAAACAUAUCAUGGGAGGAUCUGAAAGGUUGGACCCGGGAGGGGUAGCUGCUGACGUGUCUUGAGACUUAGUUUUUUGGACCAAGGAGGACCGUCCAGUGGGUAGUGAGGAUAGAGAAAAGUGUUUGUCCUAAAUAUGCCAAUUAGUUUUCCUUCUGUACGAUUAAAUUUGAUGAUUUCAAAGUCCUGUGGUUUUCGUUUUCUUGCCUU
Messenger RNA from Manis pentadactyla (Chinese pangolin), 3810 nucleotides. It is a transcript of the gene PHF21B, whose product is annotated as PHD finger protein 21B. Bases 425 to 1867 code for a protein of 480 amino acids. NCBI's taxonomy places the organism in Eukaryota, Metazoa, Chordata, Mammalia, Pholidota, Manidae. The record is from RefSeq and is a predicted model, not a curated record. The transcript has 13 exons.